AUGAAAAUACGGUUCCAUAACGGCCUUCUGUUUGGUUCGGUUGUUGCCCUAAAAGUCAUAUGCAGCCCAUUGAAUGGUGUACCUGAAGGUCAAUUGAAGUCGAAUCAGGUCAUUCCCUCUCCAUUGGUAAUACCAGCUAGUGAAUACUUUGAUGGCGAUGAUGGAGCAUGGUCAUCUUUAGCAUUGAGAGUUGGGAACCCUGCUCAAGAAGUUCGCGUUCUGGUAUCAACGAAUUCACCCCAGACGUUAGUUUUCUUGCCCCUCGGAUGUACAUCUGCAGCAAUCUCGCCGGUACCAAACGGCUGUGCCAAUUCUCGUGGAGGAUUAAUCAACAAUAGUCUAUCCAAUACUUCGGAGGAUCGAGGCAUAUUUGGAGUUAACGGAAAUGGGGUCCGAUUCCAGGCGGAUCUGGUAUAUUCUCAAGUGGCGGACUUUGGCCUAGAUUCGAUAGGGCUUGGAUGUGUUUCAGGAACAAUUGGUCCUACUCUCGACAACCAAACUAUUGGUGCUAUUGCUACUGCUUCACCAUUCUAUACGUAUGUAGCCGGAAUCUUGGAGUUAUGGCUGAUUCAGAGAAGAGGAAUAUUUGGACUUGGUACUCAGCCAUUGAAUUUUACGACCAUAGGAAUUUCUUCGACCAACUCUUACUUCUCAUCUUUAUGGUCGCAGAAACUAAUCCCAAGUUCCACCUGGAGUUACACAGCUGGGGCAAAAUAUCGGCUUAAAGCUGGUCAAUAUGCACAAUUGAUUUUCGGAGGAUAUGAUACUUCUCGAUUUACACCCAACUCUGCGUCUUUCAUUCUUUCUUCAGACGUUGACCGAGAUAUCGUUGUGGCAAUCCAAGCAAUUACUUACAGUGCAAGUCCUACUUAUGCUUUUGUUGAAUCAACCGAUCCAAAUUUCUGGCUUCCCGAAGCAGAAGCAGCGUGUCAAGAAUUUGAAAAACCGUUCGGCCUUUCGCUAGAUAAUACUACUAGCCUAUACCUAAUUAACUCUGCGCAAUACUCUUUAUUAACGACUACCAACCCUCAAGUUACAUUUUCUUUGGCAAAUGUAUUGACAGGUGGUAAUAUCGCAUCGAUUGUUCUACUUUCCAAUGCCUUCGCCCUAUUAGCCUCAUAUCCUUUUGUUCCUAAUGAUACCUAUUACUUUCCUCUCGGAAAGUCGGCCAACGACAGUCAAAACACUUUAGGGCGAGCAUUCCUACAAGAAGCAUAUUUCACCGUUGAUUACGAACGUGGAAACUUUACCGUUAGUCAAUGCACUUGUAUUGAUGGUGCCACGACUGAUAUCAGCACCAUCAUAUCUCCCACCUUAACCAAUUCCACAUCUACCCCACAAACAUCGCCUGAUACCAAUUCCAACUCAACGAAACAUCUAUCAGUUGAAGUAAUUUGCGCUAUUGAGGCUAUUUUGGUUGUGAUCAUCGGUAUUGGUGCUAUUGGUGGGUUAUAUCUAUGUCGUCGUCACAAGCGUCCCAUAUCUAUUGCCGAAAUCCCCCUGCGUGACAUCGAUGAGGAUUUUUCGAAAGAUAGAUCUCGCAUAACGCCAUCGCCAAAACUUCAUCAGAUUCCUACCCACACGAUACAAAAGUACCAAUGGUCGAAGCGCCAGGCCAUGAAGUGCGUGAACCUGUGGAACUUCAAUCUCUCGAUCUGA
This is a messenger RNA of Sclerotinia borealis F-4128, 1659 nucleotides long. The record is from the annotation of a GenBank genome assembly. Lineage: Eukaryota; Fungi; Ascomycota; Leotiomycetes; Helotiales; Sclerotiniaceae.